Mercurialis annua (annual mercury) is the source of this 1413-nucleotide messenger RNA. RefSeq lists its product as uncharacterized. Bases 48 to 1160 code for a protein of 370 amino acids. The transcript has 9 exons. Lineage: Eukaryota; Viridiplantae; Streptophyta; Magnoliopsida; Malpighiales; Euphorbiaceae. The record is from RefSeq and is a predicted model, not a curated record. Gene Ontology annotation, biological process: regulation of gene expression. Gene Ontology annotation, molecular function: mRNA binding. Gene Ontology annotation, cellular component: nucleus; cytoplasm.
UUGAGCCUUUUGACUUUGAAACAUUUCGCUUUUGUUUUAGUAAAAAAAUGUACUUUCCAUACCCUUAUACGCAAUACUAUCCGCAACCGCAAUCGUCAAUGAUGCCGCACCCGGGCGGUAUUCCGAUCAAUCCGCCUCCGCGGCCUCUGCCGCCUUUCACUUAUCCACAACCGGAAUACUACGCUCCGCCCAAGCGUCGCCGCGAUGAGUACGACGGUGCAGCUGCCCCCGGAUUUGGUGAGCUAGAAGGACCGGCACCGCCUAAACGCUUAAAAACGCAAGACGUUAUAUUCAGAAUAGUAGUUCCGUCGAGGCAGAUCGGUAAAGUUAUCGGGAAAGUUGGGUGUCGCAUUCAGAAGAUUCGAGAAGAAACUAAAGCUACUAUUAAAAUAGCUGAUGCCAUUGCGCGUCAUGAAGAGCGCGUGAUAAUUAUAAGCUCGAAAGAGAGUGAUAAUGCUGUGUCUGAUGCGGAGAAUGCUCUUAAGAAAAUAGCUGCUCUCAUUCUAACAGAAGAUGAUAGUCCGGCGGAGGCGUCUGCGGUGGUUGGUGCAGGGCAUGUGGCUGCAAACACUAUACGAAUCUUGAUAGCGGGUUCCCAAGCCGGUUCUUUAAUAGGGAUAUCUGGUCAAAAUAUUGAGAAAUUAAGGAACUCGUCCGGUGCCUCCAUUACUGUACUCGCUCCUAAUCAGUUGCCUCUUUGCGCUUCUGCUCAUGAAUCUGACCGAGUUGUGCAGAUUUCAGGAGAUGUGUCUAUUGUGCUAAAGGCUGUAGAGGAAAUUGGUUGUCAACUUAGGGUAAACCCACCUAAACAGGUGAUUUCUAUCAGUCCUACGUACAACUAUGGAACAAUACGACCUACUCAACCAUAUGUUGACCCAACUUCAGCUGAAUACGUAACGUUGGAGAUGAUGGUCUCAGAGACAAUGAUGGGUGGUUUGAUCGGAAGAUGCGGCUCAAAUAUAUCAAAGAUUAGAAAUGAGUCUGGAGCUGUAAUCAAGGUACAUGGUGGAAAAGGUGAAAGAAAACACAGGAGCAUACAAUUUGGUGGCACUGCUCAGCAGGUAGCAUUGGCAAAGCAGAGGGUAGAUGAAUAUAUUUAUUCACAAUUGGUACAACAAUCUGGCGAUGGUCAAGCUCAACAGCCACUGUUGGGGAGAUGAGGAAGCUGGAGACCUAUGAGCUUCAAUAGAAAUACUGUUGCACAUUAUUUACAACUCACGCUUUCCUUCAUCAAGAUCAAGAUGAGCCUUGUAAUAUUGACUAUGCUUCUUGUUAGAUAUCUGUACAAGACUUCUUUUAUAAAAAAAAAAAGUGCUUGAUUAAAGAACAUCAGUAUGUAAUGAAUCUGACUUGACUUCAUUUUGAGAAGUAUUAAUUGCAAAAAGCGAAUACCAGUGUGUUAGAUUUGGAGCA